Zea mays is the source of this 3025-nucleotide messenger RNA. RefSeq names its product F-box/kelch-repeat protein. The transcript has 2 exons. The coding region runs from base 1261 to 2469 and encodes 402 amino acids. The record is from RefSeq and is a predicted model, not a curated record. Lineage: Eukaryota; Viridiplantae; Streptophyta; Magnoliopsida; Poales; Poaceae. Gene Ontology annotation, molecular function: protein binding.
GCAGAGGGUCGGCCGGCCCCAACCCCGGCCAGGCCAGGCCCGGCCGCGUCCGCAUGCGCAUUGCACUGCAGCGCAGCACAGCACAGCACAGCACGCUAGCUGCCUGCGUGCGCAGGCAUAGGAAUAGGAGGACACACACACCGCCUACCUAGCACGCACUUCGCUCGUCUAGCCAGAGCCAGGCAGGCAGCUGGACGGAAAAGGCGAGUCGACGUACGCGACGCGGAGCCCAAUACUAUAUAUGGGCUCCCGCCCCUUGCCUUGUCUUGCGCCGCCAGCGGAGGAGCCGCCCGAGGACGGGUAGCGUGGCCGUGCCUGCAUCAUCGCCCACAGGCGCUGGACAAGGCUGUGCGUUCGGGUCCGUUCGCGAUUUAUUUGGCCAGAAUCGGCUGGGGAAUCGGUCCCAAACAGGCUUAUUCUUCUUCCGUUCACCCCCCUCCCUCUCUCUCUCUGUCCUCCUUGCGGCGGGGACGAGCCGAGCGCCGCCGCCGUUCUCGUGCUAUUCGCCUCUCACGAGCAGCACCCACCAGCGUAAGGCCGACAUUGCUGGAUGCGGGCGCAGUUCAUUUUCCUUUGUACCCAACUAAGUGCGGGUCCAGUUUAUUUUCCAAGGACCGCAGGGGAAACAGCGAAGCCUGCCUCUGUUGCCAUACAGAUGAUGAUCCUGCAUUGCAGGAGCAUGGUGGUGUGUCGAGAGAUUGUCACACGGCAGUUACUAUCCUGUUUGGGAACACGAAGAUUAAGCACUCUAUUAAGAAAUGCUAACCUGUCUAAUGUUCAUAUGUUUGUCCAGUGUUGGCCGCAAUAUUUAGAUUAUGUGCAAACAAUUAUUAAGAUGUGUGAACUAGCAUUAUGGUAGAUGGAUAAUAAACUAUUGUUGUAGCAGAUGAUCUAUGCCACUCAGUGCUAGCAUAUAUGGUUUUGUAACUGCUUUACAAGCAGUGUAAUUUAUGUAGGGAUAUACCGGAUGCAUCAGUAACUGACAGCUCACGUUUCUCAUUUGGAUAAAUCGAGUAUAACAUUGUCCUAGAUUGUCUUUGGAUUAUAAAAUUAGUAACCUAGGUUUAGGCGCCAUUUUGAUGAUCGAGGAUAGGCCAAUCUUCUAAAACAAAUAUGGUUUCAAUUAACUUUCACUUUCUUUUCCAAUAUGUCUAUAUCUAUGUGUAAGAAGAAAAUGCUCUGCCUCUACUGUUUCUUAGCAGCAAAUCUAUUUUUUCUUCUUCUUCAGAUCAUCCGUCUGCUUGCUUCACAAUCCAUCUAAUGGAAGACCAUUCAUCAUGGGACUAUCUUCCAGUUGAGCACAUUAGAACUCCUGUAUUCAACUCUGGAGUUGUUUCCGAAGCUAGCAAUGGAGGCAACGACUUCUCAAUAUCAUUGGAUGCUGUCGUCCCUGAUGAUAUCCUGGAGAGGAUUUUCACAUUCCUGCCUAUAGCAAGCAUGAUGAGGGCAACAUCAGUGUGCAAGAGAUGGCACGACAUUAUCUGUUCAAGGAGAUUUCUGUGGACCCACAUGCUGCCUCAGCGGCCAUGGUACUUCAUGUUCACCUCUAAUAAAACUGCUGCUGGUUAUGCUUUUGACCCCAUCCUCCGCAAGUGGUAUGAUUUAGAGCUUCCUUAUAUUGACAAGAGCAGCUGCUUUAUCUCUUCUUCUUGUGGCCUAGUUUGCUUCAUGGACAAUGACAACAGGAACACCAUUUCUGUAUGUAACCCUAUAACAAAGCACUCCAGGAGGCUUUUAGAGCCGCCCGGUGAGACAUUGCCAGACUACAGUACCAUUGCCAUGAAUGUGGAUCGGCUGUCCCAUAAGUACUCCAUUGCAUUGGCGAAAUCUAAGCAGAUUCCUGAAGAUUUUGUCCGAUGGGACUUUUCAGUAUACAAGUACGACUCAUCGAGUGGUUCAUGGGUAACUUCUGUGAGGGAAGUGUUCGUUGGUUGGAGAGGAGGUGAUAAUAGUGUCAUAUGUGACGGUGUCCUGUACUGCUUGAUUCAUUCCACUGGUGCUCUUGGCAAUGUCAACCCCCGUCAUGGCCUUAUCAUGUAUGACCUUGCCGGUGAACCAUCCGAGACUUCGUUGAUGCAAACGUCAAUCUCAGUACCUUGUUCUCUCACGUGUGGCCGUCUGGUAAACUUGAAGGAGAAGCUGGUUCUGGUUGGUGGGAUCGCAAAACACAACAGACCUGAUAUCAUUAAAGGCAUAGGAAUAUGGGAGCUCCAUGAAAGACAGUGGCAUGAGGUAGCUCGGAUGCCCCACAAGUUCUUCCAAGGAUUUGGUGAAUUCGAUGAUGUUUUUGCCUGCAGCGGUAUAGAUGACCUUGUCUACAUACAAAGCUAUGGUGCAACUGCUUUGCUUGUUUUUGACAUGAUGCAAAAGCAAUGGAGGUGGUCCGUUAAAUGCCCUGUGAGCAAAAGAUUUCCUCUCCAGCUAUUCACUGGCUUUUGCUUUGAACCGCGGCUUGAUAUCACAGUUUAAUAUGUACAAAAUUGUGCUUUUGCCUUUUAGUGGAGUCAGGUCAGCUACCAUGCUAAUUCUUAUCAGGAAAUUCCAUGCAAGUUUUGUCGCAUUCUUUCAGCCAUUUUCCCGUUACCCUUUUCUGAGCUGUAACCACUGAUGGCCCCUCAUUGGCCCUGCAGCAUGCAAUUAUUUGUCUGUUCUGACAUCACCAGAUUGUAAAUGUAUAGAAUGCUACAUGUGCUCACUUGCAUAUGGCUGAAGAUGUACCUUUAUUUGCAGAAACAGUGUUAAGCUGUACCUUUGUUUGCAAAAAACGGGACAUAUAUGCACUAUGCUUAUCAGGUUUCCAAGUUAUCCCUUGAACUGCGUCGGCAACAUCUGGAUAGCAUGUUUAAUCUGUUGCACAUAAUUGAGUGACAGGUUAUCCUUACAGGUUAGAGGUUACAGCAUGACCAGGCUGAUAAAGUUUCGGUGCUGUAAAUAAUGUCGUCUGCUUUGUUUUUGUUCGAUAUCUUGCUAUCCGCUAUGUUUUGAGCCCACACCCUAUUCUAUAUGUCAUAGCUGACAUUUGUCC